This is a messenger RNA of Parastagonospora nodorum SN15, 777 nucleotides long. RefSeq lists its product as hypothetical. Bases 1 to 621 code for a protein of 206 amino acids. Gene Ontology annotation, biological process: sulfate assimilation. The transcript is spliced from 3 exons. Lineage: Eukaryota; Fungi; Ascomycota; Dothideomycetes; Pleosporales; Phaeosphaeriaceae. The record is from RefSeq and is a predicted model, not a curated record. Gene Ontology annotation, molecular function: adenylylsulfate kinase activity; ATP binding.
AUGGCAACCAACAUCACAUGGCACCCGUCUCUGUCCCGCGCUGAGCGCAACGGUUUCCGCAAGCAAAAAGGCUUCACCAUCUGGUUCACCGGCCUCUCCGCCUCCGGCAAAUCCACAAUCGCAACUGCGCUCGAGCAGCACCUGCUUCACCUGGGCUACGCCGCCUACCGCCUCGACGGCGACAAUGUGCGCUUCGGCCUGAACAAAGACCUGGGCUUCACCGAGAAGGACAGGAACGAGAACAUCCGGCGAAUAGCAGAGGUCGCCAAACUCUUCGCCGACAGCUCCACAAUCGCAAUCACAUCCUUCAUCUCCCCGUACAAAGCCGACCGCGCGACAGCUCGCGAUCUGCACGCUGUGACGACCGGCUCCGACGAGCCUCUUGCGUUCGUUGAGGUCUUCGUUGAUAUCCCGCUUGAAGUCGCGGAGGCGCGCGACCCCAAGGGCUUGUACAAGAAGGCGCGCGAGGGCAAGAUUCCAGAGUUCACUGGCAUCAGUGCGCCGUAUGAGGCACCUGAGAAGGCGGAAAUUCACAUCAGGAGCGACUUGAAGAGUGUGGAGGAGAGCGUCAAGGAGAUUACUGAGUACUUGCAGGGUAAGGGAUUGUUGGAGUUGAAGUAGAUUGAUCACACAUUUUAUAUUAGGAUACCGAUCGGUUUGGGAUUAUGAAAAAGCAUUCGAUGAUUAUGCUCUUGUACGGCAAGUCACAGUGCUGAAGAGAUCGUGGACAUGCUUUCCAAAGAUUCAGAAUGUACGAACAAAAGAAGCUUAAGCCAU